This is a messenger RNA of Xiphias gladius (swordfish), 1352 nucleotides long. It is a transcript of the gene zcchc9, whose product is annotated as zinc finger, CCHC domain containing 9. The transcript has 6 exons. The record is from RefSeq and is a predicted model, not a curated record. The coding region runs from base 322 to 1164 and encodes 280 amino acids. Gene Ontology annotation, molecular function: zinc ion binding; nucleic acid binding. NCBI's taxonomy places the organism in Eukaryota, Metazoa, Chordata, Actinopteri, Istiophoriformes, Xiphiidae.
CCGUGUACAACAGACUCUUGCCGGGGUCGCGGUCGACGCGGACACUGCGCAGUAGGUGGCGCUGUGCAGCUGUUCCGGCGGUUUGCGCUCCGCCGAUGGAGAAAAAGAAAAAGAGUGAACACUUCCGGCAAAAAUACGAACACAUGGGCUGAAAACCUCUCCGGGUAAAGUCGUCGGGGCUCACGUUAAUGUUCUUGUAAGCGGUUUACUCUGUAGGAAGGAAGGAGAUUUAUCAUUAGCGGCUAUCUCGUUGUGUUAGCUCACCUCGCUAGUUGCUGCUGUUCGUCAAAAACAAAAAAGCCUCAGCCAGAGGGUGCAGUCAUGACGAGGUGGGCGAGAGCCAAUAACGUCCAUAAACACAAACCAGCAGAGGCCACUCCAUGGAGUCAGCUUAGAGCAGGAGGAGGAGGAAGAGGAAGAGGAGGGGGAGGUCACUCAGGUGGCUCGGGUGACCCCUCUGUUGCUAAACAAGGACAGCAGUGGGACCGCCUGAGAAGGACUCAGCCCGGUGGAUCAGCUGUGAAAAAACCCAACCGUAAGAAGAAGGACUAUGUCAGCGAGGACGUGAACGGGUUCCUGGAGUAUCUCCAGCAGACCGGACAGCCGCUGCCCAGAGGGGAUAAAGGCGGGAGGGAGGAGGAGCAGCAGCUCAGGGAGGAGGUGGAAAUCGCCCUGAAGAAAGACAAGAGGAGAGAGGACAGAAGGAUAAAGAGACAGAAUGACAAGAAGAACAAAAUGCUGUGUUUUAACUGCAGAAAGCCCGGUCACGGUUUGGCAGACUGUCCGGAGGCAGACAGAGACGAGGAGAUGGGUCGAGGCAUCUGCUUCCGCUGCGGCUCCACCGAACAUGAAAUCCACAGGUGUAGAGCUAAAGUGGAUCCCGCUCUGGGUGAUUACCCGUAUGCAAAGUGCUUCAUCUGCAGUCAAACUGGACACUUGUCACGGUCCUGCCCAGAUAAUCCUAAAGGACUGUAUGCACAAGGAGGUUGCUGUCGUGUUUGUGGUUCAGUGGAACAUUUUCAAAAGGACUGUCCAGAGCACCAAGCUGCAACUAACUCUGUGACGGUGGGCUGGUUGUCCAACAACAUGAGCGCGGACCACGAGGAAGUCCAUGUUCCAGUGAAGAAAGCCAAACCCAAACAGACUAAGGUGGUGAUGUUCUGAUCUGCUGAGAUGGUCAACAAACAAAUUCAUCCGCAGAUACUACGGAUUUCUCUCCAACCAGCCUCAGCUCAGGACUCUAAAUAAAUGGACUCAUUUCCAUUCACAUGCAGUGAAGUGGUUCAGAUACAUUAUGAUUCCCUUUGUGUAUAAUUGAGGUCCUUUGUAAUAAAGUGUUGCUUCUGUAUGUU